Molecule: messenger RNA, 3314 nt
Organism: Amoebophrya sp. A120
Lineage: Eukaryota; Dinophyceae; Syndiniales; Amoebophryaceae
Source: the annotation of a GenBank genome assembly
UAUUUUUCCAUCGCAAUGGAACAAGUACAAAAGCUUGGACCUACUUAAAAUAAAUGGCCACGACCUUGUAACCUAGCAUUCUUUCAUCUCUUUGUUGGAGAUAGUUGAGGACCCAAAUAAACUACGCAUAAUUAACCUAUAAUUGACCAUGAUGUCUUCUCUUUCGGAUUUCAACCCGUUCCCCGCCUCGGAUGAGGAAUUCAACAGCGACGAGGAUCCCUUUCUCCCCCAGUCCCUCCAGCGCAAAAAGGUCGCUACCUACACGACCACCGAAACCUACGACUGUGUCACGCCCGACAACGAGGACCACACGUUUUGCGGCAUCAUGUUCGAUCUCCACAGCCGCCACACCCACAUCCCGGUGGAGUACAUCGAGAUCGAGUCCAUCGCGGUCCGCGGCACCUUGGGGAAGAUGAAAAUCUUCCUGACCAAAGACACCCACCAGGGAAAACACGAGUUGCCUCUGCUUCACAGCGGGCAGGAACAUCCUCGAGAUGGCGGCGAGGCGGAGCAUGACCCGGAGCUGCAAGAUCAAAAUCGGAACGAGUUCGGCAACUUUUUCAGCGGGGGCAUCCGGCGCACAACCCGAAACGGCAAUCCGCCCGCGGUGCAACACCCUUUAUGGACUCUGGUGCACGUCGGCACGCACGGACCCAGUCCGACGAAGUUUCAUUACUUGGAGUUACAAGAUCCGAACUCGAUCACGAAAGAAAUGUCGGAAUCCUUUUGCUUGUCGGAAAAAGAGCGGAAGUCGAACAACAACUCGCAGGGGAACGCGAGGGCGGCGAGAGCACAUUUUUUCGAGCAGUUUGACGACGAAGACGAUGACAUGGAAAUCGGCAACACGCGAGGAGGUGGAAACAACAAUACCGGUAACGCUUCAGGCGGAGCCUCAGGCACGACUGGAGGGGGUGCUGCUGCAGCGUCAACCAGCACGACCUCGGGUGCGAAUCCCACCACAUCCUCAAACCUGUUUGACGACAUCGAGGAAGUGGUUCCGAAACCAAAGAAGCAGGCUUACCGGCUCCCUGUCGGCGAGACGGUGGGUCUCUACGUACACAGCUCCGGCCCAGACCCGCGCGCGUCGGGGCGGGAGGCGGAGGAGCUACUGGGCAGGAACAGGCCCUUGUGGGUGUGGAACGGGAGGGGCGGUGGAACGCCAGACUCGAUUGUGUACAACAACCAACGGCAUCAGGUACGGUGUUUUCAUGUGAAUUCUACUUCAUGAUCAUCGCAUAAUUCAGAAGUCAUGCACCUCCUUCUUGUGCUGAGGUUAACGUUAUGCACAUGCACGAAAAGUUGUUGUAGUCCAACUCCAAGACAGUCUCCACCCUGCCCUUCUCUCUUCCAGGUAACGAUGGAGAACAUGCAUAUCCGCGUUCUUCCCGGCAUGGCGCACACGUCCGUGACCCCCUUCAGUCAGAACGGUUUUUGGGGCUACGGCAACGCGUGGCGGCCGCAUCGGGAAUUCGUGGGGAAAAUCCAGUAUGGGAUCCGGUACCUGCUGUGGAACCCGAUCGCGGCGACACAUAAAAAAUUCCCGCGGGCUUUUCGAAGACUGGUCCUCAAUCUCCUCUGUAUUCACCGUUCUGACCCAGACAAAGACAUCGGCAACGCGGUGGUAGUCACGUCUACCGCUCGUGGAGGCAGUUCUCUAUCACCAGGGAGUGGUAGUAGACGAAAGGCGACAUCCUCAAAUAAUAUUAUGUGUGCAGAUGAAAAUGAGGAAAAUGUUGGCAGUGCGGAUGGUCAUCCUUCUGCUCCUACAGGAGAAAAUGAAGGUACCGGUCCCUCGAUGAAGAAGCAGAAGCGGUCGCCCUCGGCGGACGCUUUCAAUUUGGAACGAGAUGUGGACAUGGUGAACGGGAAUCAUGUUGAUCAUCAAAUUAUGACAUCACCUGCUGUGGUGAACGUGAAGGAGCCUUCGAAUAUUAAAGGCGACAAAAAUGAAAAGUCAGAAGAGAUGAGCAUUGACUCUCCCGCGAAAGUAACGACCUUAGCCGAAAGUAGUUCCACAGCGACAUCAACUGCCGCUGUGCCGACGACCGCAAUUGUACCUACAUCACCCAGGACCCCUGCCGAGACGGCAAGAACGCCGGCGGCGUCCAGCAAGCCCUACAAGUUGCAGUUCCGCGACCUUCCGAUCGACGUGGUGUUCUACAUUCUGAACAUGUGCCGGUGGGACUGGGCCUACCCGCUGCACCGCGACCCGUCGCGCUGUCUCGACGCGGACCGGCAAUACGACAUUAUCGCGAGGAAUCUGAAGCGCCAGAAGGCGGAGGUGUCUCGCGAGAACAGAAGUAGAGAGGACUACAACCACCGAGGAGACGUCCUCGUAGGGGCCAGUUCUUCUUUUCGCGAUAUUGAAAAUGACGAGAAUUACGACUUUGUCGGGCCGCUGUGGCUCAACCCAGGCGGGGGAACUACGGCAACAGGCAGUCGUGGUUUGAGCGGAUCCUCGUCUUCCUCCUCCUCGUCUUCUUCUGGAGGUGGACCUCGUCCAGCGCAAAACAACGCGCAAGAUGAGAGCGGUCGGAACAACAGCAGACCCGGCACAGGUACUUCUACAGCUGGAAGAACCUCAGCACCGGCGCCCGGUUUUGGAAACGUCCGGGAUCGGGAACGGGCGGACGACGACUAUUUCGACAACGACUCGCCGUCCCCCGCCAACCGUGGAGGCAACCUCGCGGUUUUCGGACCCGCACGCGCCGGAGGUCCGGGCGGGGGUCGUACUAUGGAGCUUCACCGCGGCCGAGGAAACCAGCUGGAGCAAGAGUUGCUGCAGCAAAACCGGAUAUGCGCGCGUCGGGACCGGUACGGCAGCAUCGUGAUCGGCGGGCCGGAGAUCGGGCCGCCGGUGCGGACCUUCGGGGUGCACGGCGCACUGCGGGAAUACUCCACGGAGUCCGAGUCUUCGGAAGCUGACGACCCCGACGACCUGGACGAGGACGACCUGUUGCUGCUGGAGCACGGCCGCCACUACUUCGAUGCCAGAAACGCGCGGGACGAGAGGCGGCCCUACGCUCCGGCGCCGAGGGGCCCAGCGCCGCCCGCGGCGGUGGCGGUGCAAAGAGGAGAAAGGGCUGGUGCCGGGGAUGAGGAAGAGCGGCAAGAACAGGGUGGAAAUCACGGGAGUGCUGACCAGGCUGGAACUAGCAGUACUGCCGCCGCGGGGGGAGGGAGUGACACAGCAAAUCAGGUCGGUGGUGGCAAUGCAGAUGGUAGCACUGUGGCGGGAAAGAAAGGCGGGGGAAAGAAAGGAAACUGAUCAUGGUGCUAUUUUGCGCUACCGGUUUUCUACACAGAUAAUUUAA